Molecule: messenger RNA, 1542 nt
Organism: Arachis stenosperma
Lineage: Eukaryota; Viridiplantae; Streptophyta; Magnoliopsida; Fabales; Fabaceae
Product: 5'-adenylylsulfate reductase-like 5
Exons: 5
Coding region: 375-1304 (309 amino acids)
Source: RefSeq, a predicted model, not a curated record
GCCACUUCCACAAUCGCCAGCCACCAUCUCUCACUACUCUUAAAUCUUAACCCACCACAUUCCACAUCACACCCCCAACAUUACCAGAUUUAAGAUUCCAGGGAUACAUAUAUUUAUUUAAAGACUACAUUGCACAGCACAUUCUCUUUGUAUAUAUAGUAGUUAUCAAAAAGGAAAGGAAAAGAAAAAUCUCACAUUUAUAUAUCUAUUUCCUUUUCACCCCCUUUUGGGUUUUGUCUUGUAAUAAUAUAUCAAUAAUAAAUAAGUUAAUAAUAAAAUAAUUGUUUUCAUUUCUCCUUUUCCUUUUCUUUUUUUUUCCUCCUUGGUGUUUGUUCAUCGUUCAUCACUGUUGCACAUAUCAUUUCCCUUUUCUAAUGCAUUCUUUUUCUCCUUCUUCUUCUUCUUCUUCUUCUUCCCCAUACAUGGCUUCUCUGCUUCUUCUCCUCUUCAUCACUUCUUUCUCCUUCGCGCAAUCCUCGUAUGCACCAUCUCCAGACGUUCCUCCUUUUCUUUAUGCCCUUCAAUCUCAAUGCUCUGUUGACGUUUCGCCGACACCGCCUCGUCAGGCUGAUGGGGAUUUCAUAGACGCGAUUUUGUCCGGCAGAAAGAGCGUUGGACAAAUUUCUAUACUCUUCUAUGCUUCCUGGUGCCCUUUUUCACAAAGAUUGCUUCCCGACUAUGAAGUUCUUAGUUCCAUGUUUCCUCACGUAGAAUAUUUGGCACUUGAGCAGUCAUCAGCUUUGCCAAGCUUAUAUUCAAAAUAUGGAAUCCAUAGCCUGCCUGCUAUCUUACUGGUGAACCAGUCUUGUAGGGUGAGAUAUCGUGGUCCGCGCAAUCUUAAAACCCUUGUAGAAUUUUAUGAGAGAAACACAGGAUUUGAAGCAAAUCUUAACAUUGUUGUGCAUAAACUAAGCAGCUUAAUGAGAGAUGAGCAUUCGACAAUGAAGUCUUUAGUUGGUGUGUCGCUUAAAGAAAUAUUGAGAAGGGAACCUUACUUAGUGUUCUCGGUAUUGUUUCUAUGCUUGAGGAUGCUCCUCUUUGUGUUUCCCAAGAUCAUGUCACGCCUCCGAGCAUUCUGGAAUUCGUAUGCUCCUCAUCUCAACUUGCAAAUAUUCAGUGAGACAAGCCAAGUGAUGAUGGGACGUGUUCGCAAUGCGGUUGAUGUCAGGAGGAUAUGGAACAAGUUACGAUUAUGCAAGACCAGGAACUUUCAUGAGAGGGCGAGGAGCGCCAAGGCCUGGGCUUCUUCUCUGGCUUCUGUUUCAUUGGGAGAGUCGGCAUCCUCCACCAGAUGUAGGACGUGAGGUUUCUCGCUGAGGCCUGCUGGAGACUCCUAGAUUUGCGAAGAUCCUUUGUUCUCGGGGCUAUGUUUUUGUUUAUAUAUUUUGCUUAGAUACUUUUAUCUCCAUUAAAUAAUACAAACUGUGAUGACUCCUCUUAUAGGAGAUUUUGGAGAAUAUGUUUUACGUAUUUGUGUCCCUUCGGGUUUCCUUGGGGUAUCUUAUUCUAUUUAUAUGUAUAUAUGACUAUGCUCGGACCGGU